UGGAAAGGAAAAGUCACAAUUUCACAACGGUCCCUUCCUCCGCGCCAGUUAGUUAUUGUUUGCCACCUUAUUAUAUGCCACCACUUUCUCCUCUACUCACUCCUUCAACCACACACACAUUAACCCUCUCUCUCUCACUCUCUUUCUUCUUCUUCUGUAUUCGUUUUUUUUUUGUGUGUGUUAAGUUUUUUGUUGUGUGUGUGGGAACAUUACAAUGACGGACAUCACUGACGACAUAGCGGAGGAAAUCUCCUUCCAGGGCUUCGAAGAUGACUGUAAAUUGCUAGGGAACCUUCUCAACGACAUUCUCCAGAGGGAGGCUGGCUCCACCUUCGUUGACAAGCUCGAAAAAAUUCGAGUCCUUUCACAGAGUGCUUGUAAUAUGAGACAAGCGGGAAUGGAGGACUUGGCUGAGAUGCUAGAGAAGCAAUUGGCUUCAGAGUUAUCCAAGAUGACGCUGGAAGAAGCUUUGCCCCUUGCUCGUGCCUUUAGCCAUCAUCUUACUUUGAUGGGUAUAGCUGAAACCCACCAUAGGGUUCGUAAAGGAGGAAAUAUGGUUCUUGCUGCAAAAUCUUGUGAUGAUAUCUUUAACAACCUGUUGCAAGAUGGGGUUUCUCCAGAUGAGCUUUAUAACACAGUGUUCAAGCAGGAGGUUGAAAUUGUUCUCACUGCUCAUCCCACUCAAAUUAACCGUCGUACCUUGCAAUACAAACACCUUAAAAUUGCUCAUCUUUUGGAUUAUAAUGAUCGACCUGAUCUUAGCCCUGAAGAUCGAGAUAUGUUGAUUGAAGAUCUGGUGAGAGAGAUAACUUCAAUAUGGCAGACAGAUGAACUUAGGCGUUCAAAACCCACACCAGUAGAUGAAGCUAGGGCGGGAUUGAAUAUUGUGGAGCAGUCACUCUGGAAAGCUGUUCCUCAUUAUUUACGUCGAGUUAGCAGCGCUUUAAAGAAGCACACAGGAAAACCACUUCCAUUGACUUGCACUCCAAUAAAAUUUGGAUCUUGGAUGGGAGGUGAUAGAGAUGGAAACCCAAAUGUGACAGCAAAGGUCACAAAAGAUGUUUCACUUCUGUCAAGAUGGAUGGCGAUUGACCUCUACAUUCGGGAAGUGGAUGGCCUAAGAUUUGAGCUAUCCAUGAACCAGUGCAGUGAUAAGUUGUCAGAACUGGCACAUGAAAUUCUAAAAGAAGGUAAUGAUGAGGAGGAUCACCAUGAGCACUGGAAUGGAUCUAUGAGUAGAAGUCAAUCAAAACAUCCUAAUCAACAAGCUUCACCACUUCCAACUAAACUUCCAGCUGGAGCUCAUUUACCCUCUUGUGCUCGGCCUGAAGAGGGUGGAUCUGAGUAUCCCAGACACGUGCCAGGAGCUGAUCACAAGCAACCCAAUCACAAGGGUGGUGAGACUUCAAGUUCAACUGAGAGCAAUGGUGGCAGUCAAAAUGUCCGUUCGUCAAUACCAAUUUCACCAAAUUCCAGUUCUUCAUUAGUUUCAAUGACACGCUCGCCUUCCUUCAACUCUAGUCAACUUGUUGCUCAGAGGAAACUGUUUGCAGAAUCCCAAAUAGGAAGGACCAGUUUUAAGAGGCUUUUGGAGCCAAAGGUCCCUCAGGUUCCUGGAAUUGCUCCUUAUAGAGUUGUCCUUGGAUAUAUAAAAGAUAAGCUUCAGAGAACUCGUAGACGGUUGGAGCUUCUUAUCGAGGAUGGUCCAUCUGAACAUGAUCCUAUGGAUUAUUAUGAAACAACAGAUCAGCUUUUAGAACCUCUUCUCCUUUGUUAUGAAUCUUUGCAAUUAUGUGGAUCUGGGGUGCUAGCUGAUGGUCGACUAGCUGAUCUGAUUCGAAGAGUUGCUACUUUUGGCAUGGUGUUAAUGAAGCUUGACUUGCGUCAGGAAUCCGGCAGACAUGCUGAAACAAUUGAUGCAAUUACGAGGUAUUUGGAUAUGGGUACGUACAGUGAAUGGGAUGAAGAAAAGAAACUGGACUUCUUAACUAGAGAGUUGAAAGGGAAGAGACCACUGGUUCCUCCCAGUAUAGAGGUUGCUCCAGAUGUUAGAGAAGUCUUGGAUACGUUCCGAACUGCUGCUGAGCUAGGGAGUGAUUCAUUUGGUGCCUAUGUGAUCUCUAUGGCCUCAAAUGCUAGUGAUGUCCUUGCAGUAGAGCUUUUGCAGAAGGAUGCGCGACUUGCUGUUAGCGGGGAGUUAGGAAGAGCAUGUCCUGGUGGAACGCUGCGGGUGGUUCCUCUAUUUGAAACUGUGAAGGACCUGAGAGGAGCUGGUUCAGUUAUCAGAAAGCUUUUGUCAAUAGAUUGGUACCGCCAACACAUCAUUAAAAACCAUAAUGGGCAUCAAGAGGUUAUGGUUGGAUAUUCUGAUUCUGGUAAAGAUGCCGGGCGCUUCACUGCUGCUUGGGAACUUUACAAAGCUCAGGAGGAUGUUGUGGCUGCAUGCAAUGAGUAUGAUAUUAAGGUUACUCUCUUCCAUGGCCGUGGAGGUAGUAUUGGCCGCGGUGGUGGCCCAACAUAUAUGGCUAUUCAGUCUCAACCACCCGGCUCUGUCAUGGGAACCCUUCGUUCAACUGAGCAAGGAGAGAUGGUGCAGGCCAAGUUUGGCUUGCCACAGACAGCUGUCAGACAGCUAGAGAUAUACACAACAGCUGUGCUACUUGCUACCCUUCGUCCACCUCAACCGCCACGUGAAGAAAAAUGGCGCAAUCUUAUGGAAGACAUUUCAAAGAUCAGCUGCCAAUGUUACCGCAAUGUAGUGUAUGAAAAUCCAGAGUUCCUGUCAUACUUCCAGGAAGCCACACCUCAAUCAGAGCUUGGUUUUCUCAACAUCGGCAGCCGCCCCACAAGGCGAAAGAGCUCAACAGGAAUUGGACACCUCCGUGCCAUUCCUUGGGUGUUUGCAUGGACUCAAACCAGGUUUGUUCUUCCAGCCUGGCUUGGAGUUGGAGCAGGCUUGAAAGAUGCUUGUGAGAAAGGACAAACUGAAGAGCUAAAGGCCAUGUACAGAGAGUGGCCUUUCUUUCAAAGCACAAUAGACUUGAUUGAGAUGGUUUUGGGAAAAGCAGAUAUUCCUAUUGCUAAGCACUAUGAUGAAGUUCUUGUCUCACAAAAGAGACAAGAACUUGGAAAGCAACUGAGGAAUGAACUCAUCUCAACUGGCAAGUUUGUUCUAGCGGUUAGUGGGCAGGAGAAACCUCAACAGAAUAAUAGAAGCUUAAGGAAGCUGAUUGAGAGUAGACUUCCCUUUCUGAACCCCAUGAAUAUGUUGCAAGUAGAGAUACUCAAGAGGCUAAGAUGUGAUGAUGACAAUCUUAAAGCCAGAGAUGCCUUGCUUAUCACCAUAAAUGGUAUUGCUGCUGGGAUGAGGAACACUGGUUAAGUUCUCAACAACUACAUACAAUUUUCACUUAUUUAUGUUAACAUGUUUCCCUUCCACUUUCCCAUGUUAUUUUCUGACCGUUUCUAGGAUUUAGGUAUAUUCUAAUGAAAGAUAAAUGUAGCCAAAAGUCUUAGUCAAAUGUUUUGUUUUAUACAUAGACAAGAUGAAUAUAGUUUCAAAACAUGAUGAAUAUAGUCUGACUAAAUGACUAUUGACUAACUAUUCUUAUUUUCUUAUUUUUUAAAUUUGAGUCGAUAAAUGUGAAUUUGUGUGGACAAUCACAUAAUGUAAAUGUAAAUUGCUCCAAGGCCAUUUAUUAAUUAAGAGUUAAGAAAGC
Molecule: messenger RNA, 3719 nt
Organism: Glycine soja
Lineage: Eukaryota; Viridiplantae; Streptophyta; Magnoliopsida; Fabales; Fabaceae
Product: phosphoenolpyruvate carboxylase 4-like
Exons: 20
Coding region: 215-3382 (1055 amino acids)
Biological process (GO): carbon fixation; tricarboxylic acid cycle
Cellular component (GO): cytosol
Molecular function (GO): phosphoenolpyruvate carboxylase activity
Source: RefSeq, a predicted model, not a curated record